GUGGUAUUUUUCAAUUUAGAAAUUGUGGUCACUCUGUCAGCCUUUUGCAAAGUAGUAAACAAUCAAGAACAGUGAUAACAGGCGCUGCAAGUGGAGGGAGAGAGUUUGGGAGAGUGAGAGCUAAAACAAGCGACGUAACAAGCUCGCAAUUUUAACUGCCUAUUACACCUGCUAAUUUCAAUGUCAAUCACAAUCAAAAUUCUCAGUCGCACUGUCAGCAGUCUCCUCUCCAACAACACAAAGCAACAACUGCGUCAAAUGGCAAGUUCAAUAUGCAAUGAAGAGGCAAACAAAGCCGCAAUAGUCGCCGUUGGGCAAAUCUGUGCAACCAGCGACAAAGCGAACAAUUUACGACAGGUGGAGGAGUUGGUGGGCCAGGCCAAGGCGCAGCAAGCUAAACUGUUGUUCCUGCCCGAGUGCUGUGAUUUUGUGGGUGAAAAUCGCGCACAGACUUUAGAGCUAGCCGAGCCGCUAAAUGGCGAACUAAUGCGCAAAUACCGGGAACUGGCUAAGACUCAAAAGAUAUGGCUAUCGCUAGGCGGUAUUCAUGAACUCAAGACAAGCGCUGAAGGCGAAACCGGCAAGAUCUACAAUGCUCAUGUGCUGCUCAAUGAUCAAGGCGAAGUCGCAGGCAUUUAUCGCAAGCUGCAUCUGUUUGAUGCCACGACCAAGGAGAUACGACUGCGGGAAUCUGAUACGGUGGCGCCCGGCGAGCGUCUGGAGCGUCCUGUAGACACCCCUAUUGGUCAAGUAGGUCUGCAAAUCUGCUAUGAUCUGCGCUUUGCUGAGCCGGCGCUGCUGCUGCGCAAAAUGGGCGCCCAACUGUUGACCUAUCCGGCUGCCUUCACCUUCGCCACUGGAAAGGCACACUGGGAGAUUCUGUUGCGUGCACGCGCUAUUGAAACCCAAUGCUUUGUAGUGGCCGCCGCACAGCAGGGCUGGCAUAAUAAGAAGCGCCAGAGCUGGGGUCAUGGCAUGAUCAUCAGUCCUUGGGGCAAAGUUCUAGCCGAUUGUGGCGGUGAACAAAAGUUGGGCAUAGCCGUAGCUAAAUUGGACUUAAGCGAGCUUGAGCGUAUCUAUCAGAGCAUGCCCUGCUUUGAGCAUCGACGCAACGAUAUAUACAGUCUUACAGGUUACAAUCUGAACUGCAGCACUACUGAUGCUGGCCAGGACCGUGCUUUCGCCGACAACAUAGUAGACAAGCGUUCCAUAUUUUAUGAAUCCGAGCAUUGCUAUGCCUUCACUAAUCUGCGUUGCGUAGUCAAAGGGCAUGUACUCGUCUCCACCAAGCGCGUAGUGCCGCGUCUUAAUGGACUCUCCUGCGCCGAGCUUACAGAUCUGUUCGCUACUGUUUGCCUGGUACAGCGCAUGCUGGAGAGCUACUACGGAACCACCUCGGCGACUGUCACUGUGCAGGAUGGCACACAAGCAGGUCAAACUGUUCCCCAUGUGCACUUCCAUGUAAUGCCACGACGUGUGGGCGAUUUUGCGCACAAUGAUCAGAUCUAUGUGAAGAUGGAUGAGUGCGCCGAGACAACGCCACCACGCACUUUGGAGGACCGCAUCGAUGAGGCUCAACAAUAUCGUAAAUAUCUGCAGUGCCAAGCCAGCUAAUAUUUAUAUAUCCUCACUAAAACUAUUAUGUAUCUGUUUUUAUCAAUAAACUCUGCUCACCUCCA
Molecule: messenger RNA, 1679 nt
Organism: Drosophila busckii
Lineage: Eukaryota; Metazoa; Arthropoda; Insecta; Diptera; Drosophilidae
Gene: NitFhit
Product: nitrilase and fragile histidine triad fusion protein NitFhit
Exons: 1
Coding region: 181-1614 (477 amino acids)
Biological process (GO): nucleobase-containing compound metabolic process
Molecular function (GO): hydrolase activity, acting on carbon-nitrogen (but not peptide) bonds, in linear amides; bis(5'-adenosyl)-triphosphatase activity
Source: RefSeq, a predicted model, not a curated record